Molecule: messenger RNA, 843 nt
Organism: Pygocentrus nattereri (red-bellied piranha)
Lineage: Eukaryota; Metazoa; Chordata; Actinopteri; Characiformes; Serrasalmidae
Gene: atoh7
Product: atonal bHLH transcription factor 7
Exons: 1
Coding region: 278-700 (140 amino acids)
Molecular function (GO): protein dimerization activity
Source: RefSeq, a predicted model, not a curated record
GUGUGUGUUUCAGGGGUAAUAAUGUUCAGUUGGGGCAAUAGGAUGGGGCUCCACCUGCUGCCACCUGUCAGUACACCAGUCCUAUAUAAGCAUCCCCUCUACUCCUAAUGGCCAAACAGAUUUGGGAUUGCUGCUAAUACAUCAGUCUGGACUUGUGCAGUGGAACAGUCCACAGCCUCACUGAAAGGACACUAUUUCUUCAUCCCUUGGCAAACCUCUCUUAAGUAAAGGCUUUACAUCUCCAUCCUUGAAGGACAGUGGCAUCACUUGUGGAAGGAUGAAGCCUCGCAGACCAAGCUGUGCAGAUUCAGGCUCUGAGUCUGACUCCAGAGUGCUGGAGAAAUUUGAAAGUGCAGCACGGAGAAGAAUGGCAGCCAAUGCUCGAGAGAGGAAGAGAAUGCAGGGCUUGAACACGGCCUUUGACCGACUCCGCAAAGUGGUUCCUCAGUGGGGUCAGGACAAGAAACUGUCAAAGUACGAGACCCUGCAGAUGGCUCUGAGCUACAUCAUGGCCCUCAACCGGAUCCUAACCGACUCCAGCAUGCACAGCACCCCUCACAGGCAGUGGCUGGACCUGCAGUUUGACAGCAUGCAGUCGGAGAGCUACCCUUGCAUUGUGAGGUAUAGCUCACCCAUUGAAAUGGAAGACAUGCAUUCCUCCUUCUCCUACCAUUAUGAGGGUCUUCAAGUCCCUACUUAGACUGAGAUACAUUGGAUUGUUCGUUUGUAUCUUUUGUUGUGAAGAUACAGGAGUGAGUAAAUACAUUUGUAUUAAAGUUCUGUAUCAUGUAUUCCCUUACAUUUUAUAUUGAUCAGAUGAACUUCAUUACCUUGGAAUAUUUC